Messenger RNA from Ilex paraguariensis (yerba mate), 996 nucleotides. Lineage: Eukaryota; Viridiplantae; Streptophyta; Magnoliopsida; Aquifoliales; Aquifoliaceae. The record is from the annotation of a GenBank genome assembly.
AUGGGCAAGCCGGUAUAUAUGUACAGUAUGGGAGGCCUUGCUGAAUUCUGUGUUGUCCCAGCUAAUGCAUUGUCAAUUUUACCCAACUCAUUGCCUUAUACGGAGUCUGCUAUUUUAGGAUGUGCAGUUUUUACUGCCUAUGGUGCUAUGGCUCAUGCAGCUGAGGUCCGCCCUGGUGAUGCUAUUGCAGUGAUUGGCAUAGGGGGUGAAGCUUAUGAUAUGCAAGAUAAGGGUAUUCAUAAAGGAGACAUAAGAACUCAACCUCGUCUAUGGAAGGCCAUAUCUAUAGCACGGGCAUUUGGUGCUUCUGAAAUUAUCGCUGUGGAUGUUCAAGAUGAGAAAUUGCAGAAAGCGAAAAUGCUUGGAGCCACACACAUCAUAAAUGCACGAAACGAAGAUGCCGUUCAAAAGAUUAGAGAGAUGAUAGCUCAUCUACCCCUUUGUUCGAUUGAAUCCCCAAAAACUGUUCUGGUUGCAGGCGGCAGUUAUGUUGGCAUUCUUAAGGAAAUUUCUCAUUACAGCUCUAUGGAGCUGAUUGAUAUUUGUGAGAUAGAUGAGAUGGUAAUAAAUGUUAGUAAGAAGUAUUUUCCAGAGUUAGCUGUUGGCUUUGAGGAUCCUCCUGCUCAACUUCAUGAAAUAACUGGAGGAAUGGGUGUGGACAUUGCUGUUGAAGCCUUGGGAAAACCACAGACAUUCAUGCAAUGCACACAAAGUGUUCGAGAUGGUGGAAAAGCUGUAAUGAUUGGCCUUACACUCUCUGACGCCAAAGGGGAGAUAGAUAUAAACCGUCUGGUUCGUAGACAGAUAAAAGUAAUUGGCUCUUAUGGAGCCAGGGCAAGGCAUGAUCUUCCCAAAGUAAUUAAAUUGGCCGAAACUGGUAUCUUCGAUCUUACAGCAGCUGUUUCACGGAAAUGUAAAUUUGAGGAGGCAGGGAAAGCGUAUGAAGAUCUUAACCAGGGAAGUAUUGUAGGGCGUGCGGUGGUGGAGAUAAUGUAG